Messenger RNA from Magnolia sinica, 1244 nucleotides. Its product is annotated as PRA1 family protein F2-like. NCBI's taxonomy places the organism in Eukaryota, Viridiplantae, Streptophyta, Magnoliopsida, Magnoliales, Magnoliaceae. The record is from RefSeq and is a predicted model, not a curated record. Gene Ontology annotation, biological process: vesicle-mediated transport. The transcript has a single exon. The coding region runs from base 329 to 937 and encodes 202 amino acids. Gene Ontology annotation, cellular component: Golgi apparatus; endoplasmic reticulum.
UCAUAAAUACCUUCCCCGCUCGGGGAGUCGUCUAUUCCGCCAUUGUCGACAAGCAGUGCUUAUCAUUUCUGCAGCGAUCGAUCCUUCUCCAGAGAAAGGAAAAAAUCAGAAAGAAAGAUCUAUCUCUAGUGUUAGGGUUUUUCUCUCUCCGCAAAUUAAUCCCAGAGAAGAAAGCGAUAAAAAGUGGCAGAUCUAGGGUUAGGGUUUUCUCUUUCGAGAGCUCGGAUUUUGGUCUUCUUUCCAUUCACUACCAUCAACAACACCUUCAGAUUCCGCACCAGGGAAGUCUAGGGAUAGGGUUUGGGUUGGGGUUUUUUCUUUUUCUGGAAUGUCAAUGGCAGCAGCCACCGCGCAGGCUGGCUAUGGCGCCCUCCCCACCACAUCAUCCGCAUCGACCUCCUACACCACGUUCAUCUCCCGUACGAAGGAGAAAGGCAAAUCGGUCAUCGCGACGUGCAAGCCAUGGCGCGUUCUUUUCGAUCCGUCCUCCUUUGUCCGUCCCCCCUCCUACGGUGAGGCGCAUGUCCGAAUCAGACUCAAUCUCGGCUACUUCCGUGUGAACUACGCGAUCAUUGUCUUGUUGAUCCUCUUCUUGAGCCUUUUGUGGCACCCGAUCUCGAUGAUCGUGUUUCUGAUAGUCUUCGUGGCGUGGUUCUUCCUCUACUUCUUCCGUGAUAGUCCGAUUGUUAUCUUCAACCGCACAUUCGAUGAUCGUGUGGUCCUGAUCGUGCUGAGCAUUGUCACAAUCGUCGCCCUCGUUUUUACUCAUGUGGGAUUGAAUGUGCUGGUUUCACUUAUAAUUGCAGCUGUGGUUGUGUGCUUGCACGCGGCAUUUAGGGUUACUGAUGAUCAGUUUCUAGACGAGCAGGAAGCUGCAGAUCAAGGAUUGAUUUCCGUUGUCGGUAGCCCAAUGCUUCACUCUUUUGGCAGUGGGUAGUCUGUUCAAUGUGGUUGCUCACUGUGAUCUCGGAACGAUUUCAUUUUUUGGAUCGUCCAGGAUUUGAUUUGAAAUGGGUUGCUUGGGAUCUUAUUGGUUCAAUCAGCAUCUAUGGGAGCUUCCGAAUUUCACUGCCUGUCAGUGAUUUUAAGGUGCAAGGUUUUCAAUUACCAGUUUUCUUGUAUUUGUUCGUAUGGAAGGUUUAUGCUUUUUUGAAGGAAUUUCUUUUUCUGUGUAUCAUGCUAACUUAUGAAUGGAAUUUUGCUUGGAUUUUCAUGAAUUGAGGCCGUCUGUUUUUUUCUCUUCA